ACCUAAAACUAUUGGUGAAAUGUUAGUUUCUCUACUCCAAUCCCUAUGUCUUGAAUUGAAUUAACAGAUCUAGAGCUAUAAGAUAUAUCAGCCCAAUUUUAAGUAUAAAUACAGCAAUUGUUAAUAUUACAUUCUACAGUGUCAAGACAAUGUCAUCUUGGGAAGAGUUUUACGCUAAAAGCUCAAAACCAUCAGAUCUGGAUAAAAACGAAAAUCUUUUGAAAAAAUUUGUAGAACACCACAUACAACAGAAAAAUUAUAUUGUUUUGGUCACGAGUGGAGGGACGACGGUUCCCUUAGAACACAAUACAGUGAGAUUUGUUGACAAUUUUAGUGCUGGAAAUCGAGGAGCAAUAUCAGCAGAAUAUUUUUUGGAUCAUGGUUAUGCAGUAAUAUUUAUGCACAGGACCAAGUCCUUGGAGCCGUUUUCUCGACAUUUUUCUGGACGUAAAAUUUUAGACAUGUUAAAUUUAUCCAUUGAAAAAGAUGUGCCUUCCAUAUCAGUUGCACCUCAAUACGUCAAUGAAACAGCCGUCAUUUUAAAAAAAUACAAGGAAGCUCUAGACAAAAAUAAACUUUUGCAAAUAAGUUUUACAACACUUUCUGAAUACCUUUGGCUGUUGCAAAGUACUUGUAAAACGUUAGCUCCGGUAGGAAAUCGAGCUGUUUUGUAUUUAGCAGCGGCUGUGUCAGAUUUUUACAUUCCCGCAAGUGAGAUGGCUGUACACAAGAUUCCAUCCGACGAUCCUCUAGCUAUUAAUCUUAAACUAGUUCCUAAAAUGCUCAAACCCCUUGUCAAUUCGUGGGUCCCUAAAGCGUUUGUAGUUUCUUUUAAACUUGAAACUGAUGAUGAUAUUUUAGUUUCCAAAGCUCUAGCUGCUUUAAAUAAGUACAAUCACAAUCUGGUAAUAGCCAAUAAUCUACAAACACGCAGACGGCGAGUUAUUGUUGUAAGUAAAAAGUGCUUUGAAACGUUAACGUUAAGUGAGAAACAGCGUAAAAAUGGUGAAGAGAUAGAGAAACUUAUUGUUUCUGAUCUUGUGGAGAAACAUCAAGAAUGGAUAUCAUCAGCUGAUUGAAUUGCCAAUUCU
Molecule: messenger RNA, 1091 nt
Organism: Copidosoma floridanum
Lineage: Eukaryota; Metazoa; Arthropoda; Insecta; Hymenoptera; Encyrtidae
Gene: Ppcs
Product: phosphopantothenoylcysteine synthetase
Source: RefSeq, a predicted model, not a curated record